Messenger RNA from Balaenoptera acutorostrata (minke whale), 6294 nucleotides. RefSeq names its product protein associated with LIN7 2, MAGUK p55 family member (gene PALS2). NCBI's taxonomy places the organism in Eukaryota, Metazoa, Chordata, Mammalia, Artiodactyla, Balaenopteridae. Gene Ontology annotation, molecular function: protein binding. Bases 268 to 1932 code for a protein of 554 amino acids. The record is from RefSeq and is a predicted model, not a curated record. Gene Ontology annotation, cellular component: cell-cell junction; plasma membrane. The transcript has 13 exons.
GAGAAGGGCGGCUGAGGGGAGGCUGGCCGCGCGCGCGGUGGUGGCGGCGGCGCCGGCGACCUGAGCCGGGCGGAGUGGAGAGCGACGGAGGGGGCGGAGAGAGAGGGAGGUGGAGGGGAGUGAGAGCCGCAUUUCCAGUUCCCAACUACGAGUCCCGAGUUUGUAGAUGGGGCUGCUUGGCGGCGCCUGCGGCUGAGGAAGAACAGCGGCGGCGGGAGGAGGGGAGCGACGGCGGCGCGGAGGAAGCCGAGGUUGCGAGCCGCAGCAAUGCAGCAAGUGUUGGAUAACCUUACGGAGCUGCCCUCAUCUACAGGAGCAGAAGAAAUAGACCUAAUUUUCCUCAAGGGGAUAAUGGAGAAUCCUAUUGUAAAAUCACUCGCUAAGGCUCACGAGAGGCUAGAGGAUUCAAAACUAGAAGCUGUCAGUGAUAAUAACUUGGAAUUAGUCAACGAAAUUCUUGAAGAUAUCACUCCUCUAAUAAAUGUGGAUGAAAAUGUGGCAGAACUGGUUGGUAUACUCAAAGAGCCUCACUUCCAGUCACUCUUGGAGGCCCAUGAUAUUGUGGCAUCAAAGUGUUAUGAGUCACCUCCAUCAAGCCCAGAAAUGAAUAAUUCUUCUAUCAAUAAUCAGUUAUUACCAGUAGAUGCCAUUCGUAUUCUUGGUAUUCACAAAAGAGCUGGGGAACCACUGGGUGUAACAUUUAGGGUUGAAAAUAAUGAUCUGGUAAUUGCCCGAAUCCUUCAUGGAGGGAUGAUAGAUCGACAGGGUCUGCUUCAUGUGGGAGAUAUCAUUAAAGAAGUCAAUGGCCAUGAGGUUGGAAACAAUCCAAAGGAAUUACAAGAAUUACUGAAAAAUAUUAGUGGAAGUGUCACCCUGAAAAUUUUACCAAGCUAUAGAGAUACCAUUAUUCCUCAACAGAGUUGCACCAAUAUGGCGACGCAUCCGUCACACGUCCGUCAGGUAUUUGUGAAAUGUCAUUUUGAUUAUAAUCCAUACAAUGAUAACCUGAUACCCUGCAAAGAAGCAGGAUUGAAGUUUUCAAAAGGAGAAAUUCUUCAGAUUGUAAACAGAGAAGACCCAAACUGGUGGCAGGCUAGCCAUGUAAAAGAGGGAGGAAGCGCUGGUCUCAUUCCAAGCCAGUUCCUGGAAGAGAAGAGAAAGGCAUUUGUUAGAAGAGACUGGGACAAUUCAGGACCUUUUUGUGGAACCAUAAGUAGCAAAAAAAAGAAAAAGAUGAUGUAUCUCACAACCAGAAAUGCAGAAUUUGAUCGUCAUGAAAUCCAGAUAUAUGAGGAGGUAGCCAAAAUGCCUCCCUUCCAGAGAAAGACAUUAGUAUUGAUAGGAGCUCAAGGUGUGGGACGAAGAAGCUUGAAAAACAGGUUCAUAGUGUUGAAUCCCACUAGAUUUGGAACCACAGUGCCAUUUACUUCACGGAAACCAAGGGAAGAUGAAAAAGAUGGCCAGGCAUAUAAAUUUGUGUCACGAUCUGAGAUGGAAGCAGAUAUUAAAGCUGGAAAAUAUUUGGAACAUGGGGAAUAUGAAGGAAAUCUCUACGGAACCAAGAUUGACUCUAUUCUUGAAGUUGUCCAAACUGGACGAACUUGCAUUUUGGACGUCAACCCACAAGCUCUGAAAGUGCUGAGGACAUCCGAGUUCAUGCCCUAUGUUGUGUUUAUUGCUGCUCCCGAACUAGAGACGUUACGUGCCAUGCACAAGGCUGUAGUGGAUGCUGGUAUCACUACCAAGCUUCUGACGGACUCUGACUUGAAGAAAACAGUGGAUGAAAGUGCACGGAUUCAGAGAGCGUACAACCACUAUUUUGAUCUGAUCAUUGUAAAUGACAAUCUAGACAAAGCCUUUGAGAAGCUACAAACUGCCACAGAGAAACUGAGAGUGGAGUCACAGUGGGUCCCAAUCAGCUGGGUUUACUGAUGAUGCAGUAAGGUCCACAACUAAAAUAAAACUUUCAGAAAGUGACUGCAACAAGUAAACCUUCUACUGAGAAAAGACAUGCACAGAUAGAAGAUAUCUGCCGAGUCCAGGCAUUUUUAUUGUGUAGAUUGAAGUACCAGUACACACUAUUCUGGAUUUUUAUAGAAAAUGUGGUUGGGAAGGUGUACUAAUAUAUAAUUUAUCUUAAUUUUUCUAACUUUUUAUGGAUAAUCUUUCUAUUCAUAUCACAUAAAGAAAUGCGUUGAAGCAUUUUGUAUAUGUUUUGAUUUAGUACCCUUGCCUUUUUCAUCAAAGGAAUUUUCAAAUCAUUCACUCUAACAUUGGUCUCACAUGUUCACUGUGAUAAUGAAUACUUGAAAUCGUUUGUAAAGCUGUCAUUUAGUUCAGUAUUUAGUGAAGGGUCAGCUACUCUUAUUAGAAAAUAAUGGUUUAUUGGCCUUCUUUCCUAAUAUGUAUAAUUUCUUACAGAAGCAGAAUUUUAAUGUCAGUGCUACAGCUAGUCUACUACCAUCCAAUACUGACAUCAGAAGUCUGCUCAAUGCUACAUAGUUUCAUUAUUACAGAGAUGUAUGGCUAUCCACUUUAAUUUACGCAGCUAUAUUAGUUUUUUCCCUUCAUUCUCUCUCUUGUGAAAAAAUGAAGAGCAAUACUUUGCACUCUCAUUUAUUGCAGUGACGGGCUGAUGCUUCGUUAACAUGUACACAGCAAGCAAGGCCGUGCCGGCUGAGAGAGUGCCUUAUCCUGCAAAACCUUACAGCAAAAUGACUCUGAAAGUUGAUUUAUUUGUACAUGUAAAAGUUUAACUGACAAAAAUGAACGUAUUGCUUCAUACAGUUUUUUUAUUAGGAUAUGGUCAGCAAAUGUAUCACGCCUCUGAAAAUUUCUGUGACGCUGAAAAAUGCCUCCAAGUUUGCAAUUGGGGGGUGUUGUGAACAAUCAGUGUGCUUUUGAAGUGUGAUGUGAUCAUUAGGGUAUUUUUUCGGUUUGUUAUGUUGUGAAGCAAAUCCAUUGAACAGUUUAUGAAAUUUGGAAAUAAUUGUCAGCUGUUUUAUCUCAAUACAAUAUAUACAUUAUAUAAUAUGUACAUUGUAUGUAUUAUAUAAUAUAUAUUAAAUAAUGUAUUAUAUAUAUUUUUUACAUUUCUGUUAGGAAAUGUACUUUUUUGUUUAAUGAUUAGGAAAACAGUUCUCCAUCUUUAGAUGCAUUAACAUAUACAAAUUUCCAAAAUUAAUCUCAGUUAGUAUAUUCUUCUAGGAUUCUUAGAUGGUAUAAAUUCUUCCUAAAACAUAUUCAGAGAUGCAGGUCAUCAUUAAACUAAGUUAGCCAUAUUUUAUAUUGCUGCUAGCUUUUCACAUAAACAGUAUUCACACUUAAAGGGUGAGGUGCUUAAAUACUGGUGGUCAUCUUUGUCUGGUGCUAGGCACCAGACACCUGGCUGCUGAAUUUGUUUUCCCCUCACCAAAGCUGUCACACGGAAUGCAGCCGGGAGGACUCAGAGGGAAGAGAAAAUACAUGGCAUUAAGCAGCAUGCACACACUGUUCUUCACAAUGAGACCGAACACCCAAGUUGCUAUAUGGUUAAGAUUGGAAAUCCAUAGGUGUUUUUUUUAAUCCAGCAUUUCAUAUCCAGAACACAAAUUCAUGUUCUUUGUCCUAGGAUAGGAAAUUGGUGGCAGAAUGGAUCACACCCUUUUAAUAACUUUGGUUAUUAAACUUUUAAACCACAUAUAUUUACAUCAAAUUCUUGGCUUCUCAAAGCAACAUGAAUCAAAGCACAGUGUCGAGAUGAUGUCCCAUGACUUAGUGUCUCAACACACUGUAAGCUUUAAGAGAAAUUUUAUUCCCACACUCUCAGGAAAUGUGCCGUCUUCUGCGGUGUGCCUUCCUGCUGCUGCGUGGAGCCUCUUUGGAAUCCUGGUAGCAGCUCAAGAAGUUCAUACACAAAAUAUUUUACCCAUCUGACACAAGAGAUGAUUUUUACAUCAUAUAUAUCUUAAGCCUUAUCAUAUGGUAUAAAAUGCACAUUACUUAGAAAACAGUCUACACUUAAAGGAAUUAUUUCUAUUAUAAAUGGUAUUCAUGACUAACUACUUAGUUAAUAUGAGAGUCCUCCUAAUAUAAAAUGGAACAGUGCCGUUGAUUUCAUUUCAGUCUAGACGCCAGAGAUGAAGAGAAUAAAUUUAGAAAAGGUCGUUUAUCUCAGUAAAGAGUCGCUGAACUUGAAACUCAAGUCCCACCUGGGUCUGCAGGAACCAGCAGAGCUCUGCUGGGGCAAGGAGUCCCAGAGGCCCUGGAAUUCUCCCGAGGCAAUGAGAGUAUAGUUGUGAUCAACGAAAUGUGAGCUUCUCUUGUAGGAAAGGUCUAAGAUAAUUAGCUUUACUAAAGAGAAAAGAGUUUAAAGUGAUGUUGAACAAUUGGUAAUAGUUAAAAUAUACAUGCACGUGCAUAUGCUUUUGGGAAACAAUGUGCCAGUACACUAAUGCACCUGAGGAUUCCUUGUGGACAGGUGAGUAUCCACAUUCAGCAUUCAGGGCAUGACUAUUUAUAUACAGCUAAAUAUUAUAUAUAUUUUUUAUUUUUAAAUAUACAAAUACCCCAUAUCCAUAGAGUUGAUGUCCCUGGAUAAAUCAUUUAACCGUUAAGUAGUAGAAUAUAUGUGAUGCACUCAAGUAGAAUUUUACUUUUAUUACAGCUAUGCCUCGAUUAUGCAGUCUCAAUUUCUGUUUGAUAUUUGGAUAGUAUCAAAUAAAAUACUAUCCAGUACAUCAGAACUUUGUUUACUUUUGCCAAGUCUAACCAUACCAUUGCUGAAGAUAGCUUUCUAAAGUAGAAAUCGUAUCAUAAACCCAGUACAGCAAUAGUAGCCUGAACCCUAGAUUCUAGAAUCUAGUAAAUUUAAUAUAAUAGCUUAUAAGGACAAGUUUUCUUUAAAAGAGCAAAUUGGAUAUUAACACAAAUUUAGAAAAUAAUGCAAAUUAGCAAUAAAAUAUGUUAGUGUAGCAUUAUAGACUGGCCAGAUACUAACUGCUUUGACCGUAAUAUCCCAAUGACAGUAGAGGAUGAUCGUUGCUUUAAAGAUUCAUUUAAAUUUGUACUUAUUUUAAUGGAUAACAGUAAGUGUCAUGAUCCAGUAAUUGGGGUUGAUUUUUAUGAUAGAUAGCCAUGGAGUUAGGUACAAGUAUUUUAAAUUUGUAAACACUGAACAUAAAAGUUUUGCAAAUUGGUCAAAAUAAUGAUCUACUUAACAUUGUACUUACACGGCUUCUGAAACAACACCCCGUUUUCCAGAAAUCACAGGCUAGGGAGCCAAUAAUUUUAUAGUAAUGAAUCUUUAUACUAAAAAUGGAAAAACACAUCCUGAAGUUUUAUGUAUAUAGAUAGCAGGUCAUUUUUUAAAUGUUUGAGUCACCAUAUAUAAUAUAUAUAUAUUUUAUAUAUAUAUAUAUAUACACACACACACACACACACACACACACACACACACACACACAGAGCUAUGUGUAUAAUAUGUAAAAUUCUCCCAAGAUACAUGAAUAGUAAAAUUAAAUCUGUUCACCCAUGUAAUUAUAACUAGUGCUCUUACAUUUUUAAUUACUCCCAAUUCUUAGACAUUAUGAAACUUUUUUCACAUUGUUUUCAUAGGUUCUGGUUUUACCUUGAGGCAGAUACUAAUCCCCUUUCUGAAAAAUAUAUUUGGAAUUAAGCUCAGAAAAUUAUUAUAACUUAGUUUCCUUAGGGGAGAAGGAUAGAGUCCUAGAUGGAAGCCUCUUGGGAAAUACUUAUUUAAACCUUCAAAUGAGUUUGUGAUAUGGUUCAGGCUUAGAGAUUAUGGUACCUGCCCUCCUCUUGUUUCAUUGGAUUUGUUGUGAGAAUUCAUGUAAUAACAUCUGUAAUGGAUUUGGAGUUCUUGGGAGAAAUUCAGAAUUUUAAAUAAUAGGGUUAUUGUAUAUAGUACAAGUUAAUAUUAUUCACAAACUUUUAAGAAUACAGUCGACUAAUAAUUCAUGAGUUUUUACGUAUACAUUGUGUAUCUGCAGAAGAUGACAAUUAUGUAAUUUUUUUAAGGUAAGAUUAUUUUUUAACUGCAUUUUUGUUAGCUUCAAGUUUUAUUCAUUUUUAAUAUUUCCCAUAAUUUAUCAUGUUACUUUGUGUGUUCCUGGAAUGAUUUAAUGCACAGAAUCAAAAAUGAGUCCUUAAAAACACUAGAAAGUGAAGGAAUGAUGCUAUCUCAUUUCUAAGGUAAGAAUUUAAAAGCAUGGUUUGCACUACUUCUGCAAUACACUGUACUGCUUUCUUUAAAAUAGUCUCUCUCUUGAUAAAAAUAGAGCUGGUGUACUUCUA